AUGCUCCACUCUCUGUCUCCUCUUCGGCAUGCGUUCUACGAAACUUUUCUACACCUCCAUCAACUGGGAGCAUUUCUGGCUUUUCUUGGUGUCUAUCUCCACAUUGAUUUGGACGCUCUGCCUCAAAGACCAUGGAUAAUUGCGGUUGGUGUCCUGUGGCUACUUGACCGUUUGGCCCGGGUUGCGCGACUACUGUAUCUCAAUGUUUCCGCCAAAAAAGGGUCCACGAGGGUUGUUGUUGAAGCUCUUGCCGGCGAGGCUUGCAGAGUGACCUUCCACCUACCAAAACGCGUCCAUGUCAAACCCGGUGGCCAUGUGUACGCAUACAUUCCAAGCAUCUCCCAGUGGAUGUCCCACCCAUUCUCCAUAGCCUGGGUUGAGCCCAGCAGCUGCGUGACAACGUCCGGACCCAUGGACUCGCCUGUUAAGACACCCACUACGGGUUCCUCCAUGAGCCCCUCACUUCUCGAAAAGCAACCUCUAGUCAAUCUCGACCGCUACAUGCCUGAGAACAAGGAGCCAACCUCUGUGUCACUCAUUGUUGCUGCUCGACAAGGGAUGACAAGGAAAUUAUACAACCGAGCUCUUGCUGCGCCGAACCAGGUCCUUUACACUACCGGCUUCAUCGAGGGACCGUACGCGUCUCAUGUAGUCAACUUGGGAAGCUAUGGCACCGUCGUUCUGUUCUCAGGUGGCGUCGGCAUCACGCACCACAUGUUAAGUGUUCGAGAUCUGAUCAUUCGCGCCGCAGAGGGACGCGUAGCCACUCAAAAGAUCUACCUCAUCUGGUCUGUCCGCAACACGGAGCAUCUGGCCUGGGUGCGGGAAUGGAUGGACCAGGUCCUGCGUCUUCCUGGCCGUCGCGAGAUGCUUACCGUCAAACUCUUCGUUUCCAAGCCCAAGAGCAGUCGCGAAAUUGUUUCCCCCAGCGCCACCGUCCAGAUGUUCCCCGGUCGGUGUCGGCCGCAAGUUGUCAUGGAUGAGGUCCUCCCACAACGAGUAGGCGCCACCGUGGUGUCGGCCUGUGGGUCUGGCGGUUUUUCAGAUGAAGUGCGUGCAGCCGCUCGUGACAACAUCGGCAAAGGGGCGGUAGUGGAUUUUGUCGAAGAGGCGUUCACUUGGUGA
Messenger RNA from Aspergillus tanneri, 1125 nucleotides. RefSeq names its product ferric reductase family protein. Gene Ontology annotation, biological process: copper ion import; intracellular iron ion homeostasis; iron ion transport. Gene Ontology annotation, cellular component: plasma membrane. The coding region runs from base 1 to 1125 and encodes 374 amino acids. The record is from RefSeq and is a predicted model, not a curated record. The transcript has a single exon. Gene Ontology annotation, molecular function: ferric-chelate reductase activity. NCBI's taxonomy places the organism in Eukaryota, Fungi, Ascomycota, Eurotiomycetes, Eurotiales, Aspergillaceae.